Phytophthora sojae is the source of this 468-nucleotide messenger RNA. RefSeq lists its product as hypothetical. The record is from RefSeq and is a predicted model, not a curated record. The transcript has a single exon. Lineage: Eukaryota; Oomycota; Peronosporomycetes; Peronosporales; Peronosporaceae. The coding region runs from base 1 to 468 and encodes 155 amino acids.
AUGGCGCCGACUCGAGCGGGGAUUUUAACCACGUCGGGCAAGGUGAUCAAGUUCGAUGCGCCAAGUCGGACGUGUGUGACGUUCUCGUCGUGUAGUGGUUGGGAAGCAGCUGAGAAGCUGUUGUAUGCGCGCGUGCCGGACGGACAGAGCGUCGCUUUCUUCCGGGAGGAAGACUGUGCAGGCAACUUUGUCUUCAACAGCGACGUGGGGAAAGCCUUCGGGAAUGAAAUUGUCAAGGGCGACAAGGCGGUCGUGCGGUCGUUCAUAUUGGCGAAGUACACGACGUACCCAGUGAAGGGGAUCGUCAGCAUGUGCCGAGACGAAAGUGCAUUGGUGUUGAAGGCGACGGAGGGAAGUGACGACGACAUGGAGUGGACGAUGAGCUCGAGUGCGACUAACGGUGGAAAUCUAUCGACAAAUUGGUUUGACCCUCUCUCGGAGGGAGGUAUUGCAGUUGGUGACGCUUGA